AUGGAUACGAGUUUAGCGUCAAUACUUCCCGGUCUGACGAGCUCUCUGGAAUCAGCCAUCCCGGCGCUGCCCACCAGCGACUCGAUUCUUCCUCCGGCAAAUGGCAUCACUCUUCUGGACGCAAAGAAUGAGCUCUUCCUCUCAUAUCUGCAAACGCUGGCUCUUCGCAACUUGGCCGUCAUCCGCAGCGCCAAGGAUGGAAAGAUCAAUGCUGGCGACCUCGACAAUCAACUCGUGAGGGACCUCGUCAAGCACCGCGUAUACCUGGAAAAGGGCGUGCGACCCUUGGAAGACAGACUCAAGUACCAAAUCGACAAGGUCGUCCGCGCCGCCGAAGACGAAGCCCGCGGUGCCGUCCAGAAAGCUGCAGUCGCCAAACAAUCCGCCGCAGCUACCGCCUCAGCAGCAUCCGACUCUGACGAAAACUCCGACGACGACGACGAUGACGCCUCAGAAGCAGACUCGGACGACGGUCUCGCUUUCCGCCCCAACCCCAGCGCCCUCACUCGCCCCUCAGAAGCAACCGAAUCCACAUCCUCCUCAAAGCCAGAGACUUCAGACGGCAUCUACAGACCCCCCCGCAUAAACGCAACAACCAUGCCCGCACCCCCCUCCCCGCGCCGCGAAAAGGGCGACCGCAAACCCAUGCGCAGCAACACAAUCGACGAAUACGUUGCCGACGAGCUCAGCGGCGCCCCCACCGCUCAACCCUCCAUCGGCAGCACCAUCACCGCUGGCGGCCGCCGUGACAAGUCUGCCCGUGAACGCAAGGAAGAGGCAGAGCGUACCGCCUACGAAGAAUCAAAUUUGGUUCGUCUGCCCAAGGAGAGCAAAAAGGAGAGAGCAAAGAAGGGUGGGAAUAAGCGUGGUGGCUUUGGUGGUGAAGAGUGGGAUCUGUUGGGCCAGGGCAUUGGCCGUAUUGAUAGGUUGACGAAGAAGGGAGAGAGGACUGGUGCUGGUGGUGUGGGCGGUGCUUUGGAGAGGAGUAGGAAGAGAAAGGUUGACGAUGACGGUGGUAGAGGUGGUGCUGCCGGUGAUAUCGGCAGAGACUUUGAGCGCAGGAAGAAGAGGGCCAUGCGCAGAAACUAG
Aureobasidium vineae is the source of this 1089-nucleotide messenger RNA. The record is from the annotation of a GenBank genome assembly. Lineage: Eukaryota; Fungi; Ascomycota; Dothideomycetes; Dothideales; Saccotheciaceae.